GGGUGUGACUGUGUAAUUACUACAGAGAGAGAGAGAGACAGAGGGAGAGAGAGAGAGAGGACGGGGGUUAGAAAAAAAGAGGGGAGAGGAAAAAAGUUGGAUCUGAUUUGCUGGAAUCGCGCAGGACCGACUGAAGGUGGAAGCGCUCGGUUUCAUAUCAGCUCUGGCUGGAAGCUUUUAGCAGGGGGCGAACCGUCCCGGCACUCUGCGCCCUGCGAAGCGCUGCGAAGCUCCGCGCAGAGAGAGAGAGAGAGAGAGGGAACACGUCGUAGCGGCGGAGCACGCACAGCUCCAAGUUGCUUCUUCUUCUACUUUUACAUGCCAGCUCCUGCGUAUUAAAAACACAAAUCCUAUUUUUUUUCCCCUCCGCGGUGGCGACAAUCUUUGGAUCGAGACUCUUCAUGGAUAUUCUUGGAUAAUUUCCCUUCGGAUUGCUGCUCCACACGCAUACACACACGCACACACACACAACACACACACAACACACACACACACACACACACACACACACACACACGCACACACUCACACACACACGCACACACACCGUCUCUCUUCUUGCAUGGUGCGCACCGAUCGGUCCAGGACGAUGGAGUGAUCGGAGGAAUUAGUCCACCUACAAUCACUUUUUCUUUCUCUGUGUGCUCAGCGCCGUCUCGACAUGUAUUCUCCGAUUUGUCUAACUCAGGAUGAAUUUCAUCCCUUCAUCGAGGCGCUUCUCCCUCAUGUCCGUGCCAUCGCCUACACGUGGUUCAACCUGCAGGCCCGAAAGCGCAAGUACUUCAAGAAGCACGAGAAGCGGAUGUCCAAGGACGAGGAGCGCGCCGUGAAGGAUGAGCUCCUGGGCGAGAAGCCUGAGGUCAAGCAGAAGUGGGCCUCCAGGCUGCUGGCCAAGCUGCGGAAGGACAUUCGGCAGGAGUACCGGGAGGACUUCGUCCUCAGCGUGACGGGCAAGAAGCCGCCGUGCUGCGUUCUGUCCAACCCGGACCAGAAGGGCAAGAUCCGCCGGAUCGACUGCUUGCGGCAGGCCGACAAAGUCUGGCGCCUGGACCUGGUGAUGGUCAUCCUCUUCAAGGGCAUCCCUCUGGAAAGUACGGACGGCGAGCGGCUCGUCAAGUCUCCACAUUGCACCAACCCAGCACUUUGUGUCCAGCCUCACCACAUAACAGUAUCGGUCAAGGAGCUGGACUUGUUUCUAGCAUACUAUGUCCAGGACCAAGACUCGCAGCAGUCAGGAAGUCCGAGCAACAAUGAGCCAGGCAAAACCCCUCUUCCAGUGUAUUUGGAAGACAGCUUCAUCAAAUCAGGAGUUUUCAGUGUCACGGAGCUGGUGCGAGUGUCCAGAAUGCCGAUCACCCACGGCGCAGCGGUACCCUUCUCCAUGGCGGACAUGCCCAGCCAGCCCUACUAUCAUGACCUGAACUCCAGCGUGGCACUACAACGCUCCCUGUCCUCCCCGCCUGGCAGCAAAAGGCCCAAAACCAACAUGGAGGAGAACAUGGAUACCAGCCCGACGGGACCCGACUUCUACUCGUCGCCCAGCUCACCAGCCAGCAGCCGGGCGAACUGGCACGACAGAGACGGAGCAGAGAUGUCCUCUCCCACAAUGAAGAAGCCAGAAAAGCCGCUGUUCAGCCCCACCUCCCCGCAGGACUCCUCACCACGACUCAGCACUUUCUCUCAGCCUCACCACCCGGGCCUAUCAGGUGUGGGACACAGUGUUAUAUCAUCGAGGAGCCCCCCUUCACACUCGCCCCUGCAGUUCUCAGCCUCGGCCAUCCUGCCUCCGGCGCCGUCGUCCUACUUCUCGCACCCCACCAUACGCUACCCGCCUCACCUCAACCCCGCCGAUCCCCUCAAGAGCUACGUGCCGUCGUACGACCCGUCCAGCCCACAGAGCAGCCAGCCUAACAGCAGUGGUCAGGGGGUUGGGAAGGUCCCAGGCCACUUCACCCCGGUUUUGGCUCCAUCCCCGCACCACGGCCCGGUGCGACCCGUCACUCUCUCCAUGCCCGACACCAAGCCCAUCACCACAUCAACAGAAGGCUACUCAACUCCUGGCACCCCAACGUCUAAUCGUUUUGUAGGCCUGAGUCCCAGAGAUCCCGCCUUUCUGCACCAGCAACAGCUGAGGAAGUGUGACUGGAGCGUGACUCAAAACGGCAGGCAUUAUGGCCCCAGUGCCACUGACGACACUUUGGGGAUUGCUUGGCAAAGUCCUGGUACCUGGGCGAGCUUAGUUCCAUUCCAAGUGUCGAACGGGACUCCGAUUCUGCCAACAAAUGUCCACCAGAACUACAGCAUAAACAUCAUUGGUGAACCGCUGGUCCCCGCCGAGUCCGGGAACUGAGCUCAUCGAGGCUUGACCCACCUCUGCCCUCCCCCCACCCAGGGUGGGAGGGUGGGGCAGAGCUAGCACUACAGGUGUCUGCAGCCAUGGAUGAAACCAGCAAAGCAGCAGGUGCUGCAUAAACCCCCUCCUCAUCAAUCUCCUCACCUUCGACCUCCCGACCCCCCCCAGUCUCACCUCUUCCACCUCCCCGCUCCCACUCCUCUUCCUCAUCCUGAUGAUGAUGAUGGACAAUGGCCCUGAAGUAAAGAUGAUGAGUGCACGGCUCAGAGGAAGGAAGAAAAGCUUCAGGUCUGAUGUCUCCUCGCACACAUCCACCCACCCACCCACCCACCCACCAGUCAGUUGUUGCGUUUGCAGAACUUUUUUCAAUCCAUCUGAAUACUGUGAUGUAUAGAUGCCUUAAUGUUUAAUUGCAUGACACUCUAGACUCUUGGCAGUAAUUCCUACUUAUUGUUCAACGUCAGAGGAAGGUGAAAACCAUUUUGAACGCCUCGCAACACACACACACACACACACACACACA
Molecule: messenger RNA, 2876 nt
Organism: Gambusia affinis (western mosquitofish)
Lineage: Eukaryota; Metazoa; Chordata; Actinopteri; Cyprinodontiformes; Poeciliidae
Product: nuclear factor 1 B-type-like
Exons: 12
Coding region: 662-2350 (562 amino acids)
Biological process (GO): regulation of transcription by RNA polymerase II
Cellular component (GO): nucleus
Molecular function (GO): DNA-binding transcription factor activity, RNA polymerase II-specific; RNA polymerase II cis-regulatory region sequence-specific DNA binding
Source: RefSeq, a predicted model, not a curated record